Messenger RNA from Annulohypoxylon truncatum, 1262 nucleotides. RefSeq lists its product as uncharacterized. The coding region runs from base 324 to 764 and encodes 146 amino acids. The transcript has 7 exons. Lineage: Eukaryota; Fungi; Ascomycota; Sordariomycetes; Xylariales; Hypoxylaceae. The record is from RefSeq and is a predicted model, not a curated record.
UGGGUGAUCCCAAUAUGUACUUCCUACUGAAUUGGUGAACUUGUUUUUAGGAAUGUUGUGUUGCUCAAUGAAGUAUAUAUUGUCAUCCGCUGUCCCUUUCGGUCCAGUUUUGAACCACCAGUGUAGCACACACAAAAGUUGUUCAAUUCUUGUACCCCAUCUUCCGCUUGAUUUCUCGCGUUGCAUCGCUUGAGACUAUACCUAUCUUAAUACAGCCGGACUACAAAGGAACCCCUAUUCCCCCUGCCAGCAGUAGAAUCAGAAUCGGAACCAAACUACAAAUCACCUUAGUCACUCGAAGUCGCUUUUGCAAAAUCAACACAAUGAAGAACGUUUUCGCCAUCCUUUUCCUGGCCCUCGUCAGCUCUUUCGUGACGGGCUUGCCAGCGGUUGCUAACGAGAGGAGGGCCAUCUCGACUAAUGCAUUUGAAAUUGCAGCUCGAGCGUUGGAGUUGGUACCCCGAGUUAAGAUGGGAAGCAGGGCUUCUAACUUCACCGAGAACAUCCCCAGGUCUCUAGGUGCGAGACAAGGAAACGGUACAUCGUCGUUCGGAGGAAGCGGAAGCGGAAGCGGAAGCGGAAGCGGAAUUGGGAACGGCGCUCGUUCUCUGGUCCCAAGAGCCCUUAACUCUUCGGAUAGCAGUGAUAUCUCCUCGCUAUUCGGACGUAAGGUCAACAACACCGAUGCCGGAACCGAGAAGCGCACCCCUGGAGUCAAGCGAGUCCACGUUGGCGCUCGCGCUUUCAACGAGACCGGUGCCUAGAUGCACUUAGCCCAGCAUGCGCAGGUCAUGCAAUGGAAGUUAUGGUGGAAUUAAUGGUACGCGACUAGCAGUCUGCACGUUGGAACGAAGACGAAAAGACGAAAGGACGAGAUGAAGAAGCAGUGUCGCCCGGCUCGCGGCUUUAACUUGAGCUGGGCUUCAGGACAGAUUUUACCCCGGGAGGGGAUCUAGAUAGAUUUGAUUUUUAGUUAGGUAACCCAAGUCAAUCCUUUGGAACUAUGGCGCAAAGCGUAGUUUUACCACGUUAUCAAGAUAUUAGCCCCAUUGUCAUGCCUUUUGUGAUAUGUAUCACCAGCUUCCAAGUGAUGUGCGUUUCUAUGAACCCAACAUAUCUAGCGUGAGCGGUACAUUCGGCAGAUCAGGCCUAGAUCUGAGAUCUAGAUAUUAUGGUCCCUACUUAUCUAGGCAGGUAGUUACGCGUAGCAUGUGAUCGUGACGAAAUUCGAGAAAUGGGAUAUAAAAUGAAUAAUAUUAAGA